AUGGCUGAACUUCUUAUUUCACAUGGUAUAAAUAUCAAUGAAAAAGAUGAAGUUGGAAAAACCGCUCUUCAUAUUGCAACAGGAAAUAAUAGUAAAGAAAUAGCUGAAUUUCUUAUUUCACAUGAUAUAAAUAUCAAUGAAAAAGAUAAUUUUGGACAAACCGCUCUUCAUAAUUCAGCAGAAAAUAAUAGCAAAGAAACAGCCGAACUUCUUAUUUCACAUGGUGCAAAUAUCAAUGAAAAAGAUUAUGAUGGAAAAACCGCUCUUCAUUUUGCAGCAAUAUAUAAUAGUAAAGGAAUAGCUGAAGUUCUUAUUUCACAUGGUAUAAAUAUCAAUGAAAAAGAUAGUGAUGGAAGAACCGCUCUUCAUAUUGCAGUAAGUGAAAAUAGUAAAGAAACAGCCGAACUUCUUAUUUCACAUGGUGCAAAUAUCAAUGAAAAAGAUUAUAAUGGAAAUACCGCUCUUCAUUUUGCAGCAUUAUAUGAAAGUAAAGAAGCAGCUGAACUUCUUAUUUCACAUGGUAUAAAUAUCAAUGAAAAAGAUAAUGAUGGGAAAACCGCUCUUCAUUAUGCAGCAAAUAAGAAUUAUGAAGAAAUAGUCGAACUUCUUAUUUCAAAUGGUAUAAAUAUCAAUGAAAAAGAUAAUGAUGGAAAAACCGCUCUUCAUUAUGCAGCAAAUGAGAAUUAUGAGGAAACAGCUAAACUUCUUAUUUCAAAUGGAAUAAAUAUCAAUGAAAAAGAUAAUGAUGGAAAAACCGCUCUUCAUCUUGCAACAAGUAUUUUAUGUAUAAAAACAGCUAAGCUUCUUAUUUCAAAUUGUGUAAAUAUCAAUGAAAAAGAUAAUGAUGGAAAAACCACUCUUCAUCAUGCAGCACGUUAUAAUAGUAAUAAAACAGCUAAACUUCUUAUUUCAAAUGGUAUAAAUAUCAAUGAAAAAGAUAAUGAUGGAAAAACAGCUCUUCAUUAUGCAGCAGAUAAGAAUUAUGAAGAAAUAGUCGAACUUCUUAUUUCAAAUGGUAUAAAUAUCAAUGAAAAAGAUAAUGAUGGAAAAACCACUCUUCAUAUUGCAGUAAGUGAAAAUAGUAAAGAAAUAGCCGAACUUCUUAUUUCACAUGGUAUAAAUAUCAAUGAAUAA
Molecule: messenger RNA, 1134 nt
Organism: Trichomonas vaginalis G3
Lineage: Eukaryota; Parabasalia; Trichomonadida; Trichomonadidae
Product: Ankyrin repeat family
Exons: 1
Coding region: 1-1134 (377 amino acids)
Cellular component (GO): nucleus; cytoplasm
Molecular function (GO): protein binding
Source: RefSeq, a predicted model, not a curated record